AUAGGUUCACACUGCAUUUUCAUCUUACCAUUUAAAAUAAAAACAGCAACAACACUGCGUUAUCAUCUGUUUAUUUAUUCUCCAUUUCCUACCAUAUAUAUAAACAUAUAAAUAAAAAACCGUUUAUUUUGGAAUUCCAAUUUUCUUCCGUGACUUGUUUCUUCUCUACAUCCUUGGGAUCUUUUGCAGUGACCAACCCAGAAGAAAGAAGGGCAAAAAAUAAUAUUAAAAAAAAAUUUAAAUUCCACACCCUUUGUAAAUCCCUUCCUUCAGUUCUGAUUUUAUUUAUUUUUUGUGCAAUUUAUAUUUUUGGAUCUAAUUGGGGUUUGAUCUUGCUCUUUCAAUUGGAUGAUUUGUCUUGUGGUGUAAUUUUUUGUUCUUAAUUUUGAUUUUUCCAUAAAAUUAUAUGAUUUGUUUAUGAUUGGAUUUUUCUGUAGGGUUUGGUUUUGGGGGGCUAAUUUAGGUUUUUUUUUUUAAAAUUUGUGUGGUGAUUGGAUGUUGAUCUUGUGUUUGGUUAGAUGGAUGAUAUUUUCCCUCAAACUCUUUUGAAUUCCUUUUCAUUUCAUGAUUCUAGUUGGUUCCUAGUUGUGUUUAUUUGAUGCUGAUUGAAUAGGAUCUGAUUUGGAUGUUCUACAAUUGAAAAUUUCAUUUUUUUUUUGCCUUGAAAUCAUAUAUAGUUUGCUAUAUCAUCAUAGAUGUCUUGUGGGAAAGUAAACAUUGCUAUGUUGUUUCUACUUAAUAUCUGUCCUUUGCUACAUGUCUAAAGAAACAAACUUCAUACACUAAUAGGAGUUAAUGUUUGCGUAAUGUUUUCGGGCUUUUUGAGUGUAUUUAGGUUAUAGACGUCUUCGAUUUGCGAAAUUUAUUGAUCCUUUGCGAAAUUUAUAGACUUAGGUGGUUUGAGCAUGUAGAAGAAGGCCGGAGAUUAUGUGAAAAGGAGAGUAGAUCAGAUGCAGAGAAACAAACAACUAGAGGUAGAGGAAGACCUAGAAAAAAUAUAAGAGAAGUUAUUAAGAAAGAUCUUGAGAUUAACGAUUUGGAUAAAAGUAUGGUCAUGGAUAGAACAUUAUGACGAAAGUUGAUCCAUGUAGUCCAUCCCUCGUGUAAUUUCCUUUUAGUUUCCUUUCUGUUUGGGCUUAGGCCCUCCUUCAAAAAAAAUCCUCUUUCCUAUCGCAAACCAAAGAAACAAAACUGAGAUGCUGGAUAAUACCUAACUCUAACUUGCCGCCUAUGACAUCUUUGGAGAGUUGUAACAAUAACACAUCGAAGUCCUUGUGUUUAUUGUUUUCUAUUUUGCUUAGUUUUCUUGUAAUUUUUACUUAAAUACUUGCAGUGUUGUUAAAUGGCAGUCAUAGGGCUGCCAUGGCGGAUUUUUUGAUUACCGCCACAGCCAAUUGGUGAAGGGAUGCCUGCUAUGGUGACACCAUAGACAGAAAUAGAGUGUUAAUAUUGCAGAUUUUUGGUCGUCAGCCAUAGACCACUAUGCGACCAUGAACAACUACAGCUUUGUAUGAUCUUACGGAUUCAUUAAUAACAAAAACCAUCUUAGUUGUGAUCUAGUUAUUAUAGUAGCAGACUCACCGAUGAACAUCUUAGAAUAGAAAACAUUGCCAAUAGUCUUGUUAGAAAAAAAUUGUUGAAUUAAUGGAUUAGGUUGAUUUAAGUGUACUUAUUUAUCUCUUUCGAUGGAUAUAUCUCUAACUUCUAUUUUAAAUUCAAUUGACAGUUUUUUUUUCUUGAAAUAUUGUUUUAUUUAACAGUCUUUUUCUUCCUUUUUGAUGGUAUACCUGCAGACUUUGUGGCUUGUUGGUGAUUCUGUUGUACAGAAGUGUUGGAUAAAAUUACAUAUGUCCAAGAUUGUAGUGUACAUUGAUUCGUUAUUUAUAUCGUACUUUGGAGCAUUGCAUGAGUGAUUUCUGUGUGAUUCUUUUGUGAAGUCAAGUAAAGGUCCUAUAAUUACAAACUGAGAUUCAGAAUCCUCUGGUAGGGAAUAUAGCUAGAGCUUAUUGUCUUGUUAACACGGUUCGAGGAAGAUGGCUGGUUUUAAGCGAAGAUUAUGUAGUGAUUCAGAUAUCCAUGCUCUUCACAAAGAAUUGGAUGAAGUUUCAUGUCCUAUCUGCAUGGACCAUCCGCAUAAUGCUGUUCUCCUACUUUGCAGCUCUCAUGAUAAGGGCUGCAGAUCUUACGUUUGUGAUACAAGUUAUAGGCAUUCAAAUUGCCUGGACCGAUUUAAAAAAACGAGGGACAACUCUACGGAGAACCCAAAUUUACCGAGUUCUUUAAUAAACACUAACAACUCUUCUGGAUCGAGACCGGGUGAUGCCCAAGAUCCAAGUAGACAUUUAAACCAACAUGACGAAGGCAUUUUAGAAACUGUUGAUUCUGAGAACUUGCAGGACAGGGCUGUUCUUGAGGAGGAUUUAGCAGUAGAUAAUUCAUCUGAGGACUCAAAAUCGAGUUUGCAAUGUCCGCUAUGUAGAGGUACGGUAUUAAGCUGGGAGGUUGUUGAAGAGGCUAGAAAUUAUCUGAACAUGAAGAAGAGAAGUUGCUCAAGGGAUUCGUGCUCGUUUGCUGGAGAUUAUCUGGAAUUGCGUAGGCAUGCUAGGAGAGUUCAUCCUACUUCUCGUCCCUCUAACGUUGAUCCGACAAGGGAACAAGCGUGGCAACAGUUUGAGCGUCAGAGAGAAUACGGUGAUAUUGUGAGUGCUAUUCAGUCUGCUAUACCAGGAGCUGUUGUCGUUGGGGAUUAUGUUCUCGAAAAUGGAGACGGUAUUGGUAGGUUAUCAGCUGCUGCUGGUGGUGGUGGUGAUAGAGAUGGGAACAAUGGUAAUGGUUCUUGGUUAACCACUACUACCAUCUUGUUCCAAAUGAUGGAUAGCACCAUUGAAAUUGUAAGGGAACCAAGACCUCGUUCUUCAAAUACAUGGUCAAGGCAUCAUCGCCGUUCAUCUGAUCGUCGUCGCUAUCUUUGGGGUGAGAAUUUGUUGGGUCUUCAAGAUAAUGAAGUCGAAGAAGAUCUGCGAAUAUUUAAUGAACUGGUUGAAGAUGCAUCACAUGUUCCAAGGAGGCGCCGACGUUUGAACAGGACAAGGUCCAACGAAGAUCAAUCAUGAAUCAUGAUGGUUACCGUCAUUUAUCUGAAUUUGUUUGAGCAAGCAUGCCGAACACGGUGAAGUUGUAUCUGGGAAACAUGAUUUCCGGUCUAUGCAUGGAUGGACCCCUGGAGUGUGCUGAAACAGAAAAGUUCAGAAUAAACCAUGAUCAAAUCCUUAUACACAAGUUUCAAUGAAACAAGGGAGUUUCUAGAAUUAUUGUUUUUCUUAAAGCUUGUUUUUAUGUAAAACAGCAUUUAGCCUUAGGAUCACUAAACUUCUGAGUGAUUUGGCAUAGUAUGUGUACGUUAUAGUAUUGUGUAUUGAAAUUGUUGAAUCUUUACAUCUAUUAAAUUGUUUGUUUUCACAUA
Messenger RNA from Lathyrus oleraceus (garden pea), 3463 nucleotides. RefSeq lists its product as uncharacterized. The record is from RefSeq and is a predicted model, not a curated record. The coding region runs from base 2034 to 3113 and encodes 359 amino acids. The transcript is spliced from 4 exons. Lineage: Eukaryota; Viridiplantae; Streptophyta; Magnoliopsida; Fabales; Fabaceae.